Molecule: messenger RNA, 815 nt
Organism: Asparagus officinalis (garden asparagus)
Lineage: Eukaryota; Viridiplantae; Streptophyta; Magnoliopsida; Asparagales; Asparagaceae
Product: SUMO-conjugating enzyme SCE1
Exons: 5
Coding region: 106-585 (159 amino acids)
Biological process (GO): protein sumoylation
Cellular component (GO): nucleus
Molecular function (GO): SUMO conjugating enzyme activity
Source: RefSeq, a predicted model, not a curated record
AAAACCCUUUUAAUUUUUGGGGCCGAGACUUUAUUGCCGACUACGAGGGGGAGGGGGAGCGAGAGAGAGAGAGAGAGAGAGAGAGAGAGAAGGUAGAAGACGAUAAUGUCAGGAAUCGCUCGUGGAAGACUCGCAGAAGAGAGGAAAGCUUGGCGCAAGAAUCAUCCUCAUGGUUUUGUGGCGAAGCCCGAGACUUUGCCCGACGGAUCGGUGAAUCUCAUGGUCUGGCACUGUACGAUCCCCGGGAAGCAAGGGACUGAUUGGGAAGGCGGUUAUUUCCCCCUUACUCUUCACUUCAGCGAGGAUUACCCGAGCAAACCACCCAAGUGCAAAUUCCCUCAAGGCUUCUUCCACCCAAAUGUCUACCCUUCUGGAACAGUAUGCCUGUCAAUUCUUAAUGAGGACAGCGGAUGGAGACCAGCUAUUACUGUGAAGCAGAUUCUUGUGGGGAUUCAAGACCUGCUCGAUCAGCCAAAUCCUGCUGAUCCUGCCCAGACUGACGGUUACCACCUCUUCAUUCAGGAACCAGCGGAAUACAAGAGACGGGUGAGGCAACAGGCGAAGCAGUACCCCCCACUGGUUUGAUUGCUUAUUGCAUGUUUUAAUAUUAUCUGACGAAGCUGGCAACUUCCUUAAAAAUACUAAAAAAAAACUUUUGGCUUGGCGUGUGCGUGUUAUGUCAUUCUCAAUUGUGAAUGCAGUGCAUCUGAUAUAUGUGACAGAAACUGAAGCUGCAACUGUUUCUAUCUUAAUAACUUCAUCUUCUUGUUAACAGAUACUUGUUUAUAUAGCGUGGAGUUUGGUGUUUGUCUCUA